This is a messenger RNA of Oreochromis aureus, 14105 nucleotides long. Its product is annotated as mucin-2-like. Gene Ontology annotation, molecular function: protein binding. Gene Ontology annotation, cellular component: extracellular matrix. Lineage: Eukaryota; Metazoa; Chordata; Actinopteri; Cichliformes; Cichlidae. The record is from RefSeq and is a predicted model, not a curated record.
UCCACAGUGGCAAAAAUGAGGGGGAGUUUGGUGGGGUUGUGUGUCCUUGCUUUGACUAUAGCCCAUGUCACUGAGAUCCAAGCCAGAUGGGUCCGCAACCAUGUGAGCAGCAUCUGUAGCACAUGGGGCAGGGAACACUUCAAGACGUUCGAUGGUGAUGUGUACCAGUUUCCUGGCAUGUGUGAAUACAACCUGGUCUCUGACUGCCAUGACACCUUCCCGGAGUUCUCUGUGCACAUGAAGAGGAAGGAAAACGAUGGAAACCCAACAGUCAGUUAUGUGGUGGUCACCAUCAGCGAUUUUGCAUUUCACCUCAGCAAGGAUGUGGUCACUGUAAACGACCUGCCUGUCAAACUUCCACACUACCAGGCCGGAGUACAAAUGGAAAGAAAUGCAGUCUACAUCAAGCUCCAGUCCAAAGUUGGCAUCAUUGUCAUGUGGAACCUUGAUGAUGCAGUCAUGGUGGAAAUUGAUAAUGAUUACACUAACCGCACUUGUGGACUUUGUGGAGAUUUUAACGGUGUUCCAGUCUACAAUGAGUUCAUCCUUGAUGGUCGCAAAAUCAGCCCCAUUGAGUUUGGCAACAUACAUAAAGUCCAUCGUCCAAAUGAUGAUUGUGAGGACCCAUAUGAAGAGGAAGAUGUGUCACAGGAAGCUAUGAAUGUGCCAGAGUCAUGCAAAGAGUUUCAAAACACCUGUGAAGAGAUGCUGCAUGCAGAAACCUGGAGCUCCUGCACCAAACUGAUUGACCCUGAGCCUUACAUUCAGGCCUGUGUGCAGGACAUGUGUGGCUGUACCAACCAUUCGAAUGACUUUUGUGUCUGCAGCACACUCUCUGAGUUCUCUCGACAGUGUUCCCAUGCAGGAGGGGAGCCUCCCAACUGGAGGACUUCUGAGUUCUGUGCCAAACAGUGCCCAUUCAACAUGGUUUAUGAAGAGAGUGGAUCCCCUUGUGUGGAUACCUGCACACAUCAAAACACAAGCUCAUUCUGUGAGGACCACAAAAUGGACGGCUGCUUCUGUCCUCCUGGAACCGUGUUCGAUGACAUUUCCAUGAGGGGGUGUAUUGCUCAGUCUGAAUGCCAGUGCAAGCAUGAAAAAAUCUAUGAAUCUGGUGAAGUUUACAGACAGGAGCGAGAGGAAUGCACAUGUUUUGAGGGUAGAUGGGCUUGUGAAAGUCUUUCAACACCUUCUACAUGUGCGGUUGAAGAAGGUUCACAUGUAACCACCUUUGAUGGGAAAGACUUCACCUUCCACGGAGACUGCUACUACACCCUGGCCAAGGUGAAAAGAAAGGAUGAUGCAAGCCCUAAGUUUACCAUCCUGGUCCAACUGGUACCAUGUGCACACCAAGAGUAUGACACCUGUCUGAAGACCCUCAAAAUCCUGCUGAACAAUGACAGAAACAAUGUGUUAACAUUCACUGCUGAUGGCACAGUAAAGCAGAAUAUGCAGAGUAUCAGUUUGCCGUACUUCUCAGGGGAUAUCAGUGUAUUCCAUGCUUCGUCCUUUCACAUCAUCCUCCAGACCAGUUUUGGUUUGCAAAUUCAGAUCCAACAUGUGCCCCUCAUGCAAGUCUAUGUCAGCCUGGAGCAGAGCUACAGAGAAAAGACACGUGGUUUAUGUGGGAACUACAACAUGGUCCUGUCUGAUGACAUGAACACUCGUCAGGGAAUUGUGGAGGGAAGUGCAGCAGCGUUUAGUAACUCCUGGAAGGCUAGCCAUGUAUGCCAAGACAGAGAAGAAAGACUCGAUGACCCUUGUUCUUUCAGCGUGGAAAAUGAAAAGUAUGCCAAUCACUGGUGCGCCUUGCUACGACAGCCAAAUAGUACCUUUGCAGAGUGCCAUUCUGUGGUGGAUCCUGAGAUUUACUACAAGCGAUGUAUUUAUGCUAGCUGUAACUGUGAGAAGAGUGAGGACUGCCUGUGUGCUGUUUUCUCCUCCUAUGCCAGAGCUUGUGCAUCAAAGGGAGUGUUCUUGACAGACUGGAGAGAGAAUGUGUGCGACAAAUACACCAAGAACUGCCCAGAAUCUCAGACCUUCUCUUACAAAAAUCAAAGAUGCCAGCUGACUUGCAGAUCUUUGAGCUUAAAGCAGCAGAGCUGCACCUCUGAUUUCUUACCUGUGGAUGGCUGUUCCUGUGCUGAGGAUCACUACCUAGAUGACAAUGGCAUCUGUGUCCCAGUGGCAAAGUGUCCCUGUUACCAUAAUGAAGUCUACGUUAAGUCAGGCAAGUCCAUCAGCAUCAACAACGAGCACUGCGUAUGCACUAACGGAGUUCUUCAUUGCCAUUCUGGGAGAACCCGCAUGUCAAUUUCUACAGCUUGCCCUUCUCCUAAAGAAUACUUCAACUGCUCCACUGCAAGCACAGGAGUUGUUGGAGUGCAGUGUGUUCGAACUUGUUUAAAUCUGGAAAAUGAUGAUUGUGAUGCCACCGAAUGUGAAUCUGGUUGUCGGUGUCCCAGUGGCCUCCUUGAUGAUGGUAAAGGUUUCUGUGUGAAAGAAAGUGACUGUCCAUGCAAACAUGAAGGCCAUCUCUAUGCCUCUGGAACACGAAUACCAAACCAGUGCAACACCUGUACCUGCCAAAGUGGAAAAUGGACAUGCACAGAGAAAAAAUGUCCAGGAACUUGCAUUAUUUAUGGAAGUGGUCACUACACUACAUUUGAUCAGAAAAAAUAUGCAUUUCAAGGACAGUGUGGCUAUAUUGCUGUAAAGAACAACUGUGGCAAUAAAACAGUGCAUGACAGCUUUGGAGUUAUCAUUGAAAAUGUACCUUGUGGCUCUACGGGCACUACCUGCUCUAAAAAAGUCAGAAUUCAACUGGGGAGAAUAGAAAUCAAACUAUCAAGGGGAAGAUUUGAAGAGGAUGAUCUGGGACAUGGGCCUCUGAUCAAGUACAGAAUAAGGAAGGUUGGCUUGUAUGUGGUUGUAGAAUCUGUCAUUGGUGUGGCAGUGAUGUGGGAUCGCAAAACAGCUGUUCGGAUUCUGCUGGAACCAACACACUUUGGAGAGGUGUGUGGCCUGUGUGGAAAUUUUGAUGGUGAUGGACAGAAUGACUACACCACCCAGGGUCAGCUGGUGGUGAGCAAUCUACUCGAAUUUGCAAACAGCUGGAAAGUUUCUAGCUCCUGUCCAGAUGCGGAGGAGAACAUUGAUCCUUGUGCAGUAACCCCCAGUCGACAUAAGUGGGCAAAAAUGAUGUGUAGCAUCAUAAUUGGAGAAACAUUUAAAGAAUGCCACAGAAAGGUUAGCCCCAUUCCAUUUUAUGAAAACUGUGUGAAAGACUCAUGUGCCUGCGACACUGGGGGAGACUGUGAAUGUUUAUGCACAGCAGUUGCAGUUUAUGCUCAGGCUUGCAAUGAGCAUGAUGUUUGCAUUGCAUGGAGAACUCCAGAGAUCUGUCCUGUCUAUUGUGAUUACUACAACAGCCCAACGGAAUGCAUAUGGCACUAUUACCCUUGCCACCGUCCAUGCUACAAGACCUGCUUGAAUCCAGAAGGCGUAUGUUUCAAUCCGAUACCAACCCUGGAAGGCUGUUACCCUGUAUGCCCAGAAGAUAAGCCCAUAUUUGAUGAGGAAAACCAAACAUGUGUGGAUGUAUGUCCAGAGCCAAAUACAACCACUCCUCCCACUACCACAACUACAAUGACACAGCCAACUUCCACAACUACACCUCCUACUACAACAACUACAACUCCUACAACUACCACCACAACUACGAUAAGUACAACCACAAUGUCAUUGACUUCUUGCAUUCCAGAAUUCAAAUGUGAGUGGUCAGACUGGUAUGAUGUGCAUGAUCCUACGGACAAAAGUGACUGGGAAACAUACAAAAACAUCACAGAUACUGGUCUUCAAAUAUGUAACAAUAUUGAAGGUAUUGACUGUAGAGCAGUAAAUUAUCCUGACAAAACAUUUAAUGACUUUGUGGCUGAAACUGGCCAAGUUGUUACUUGUCAAAAGGACAUUGGUUUAAUAUGUAAAGUAGAGGACCAGAUCAGACCACCAAAAAAGUGUUUUGACUACAAGAUCAAAUUAAAAUGUUGUGAUGUGAUAUGUUCAACCACAACCACGUCUCCUACUACAACUACCACUACAUCUCCAACUACCACUACUACUCCAACUACAUCUACCACCACAUCGGCCAACUAUCACCACAUCCCCAACUACAACUACCACUAUGACUCCAAUGACUUCUACCACUACAUUUACAACUACAACUACCACCACAUCUCCAACUACCACCACAUCCCCAACUACCACUACGACUCCAACUACCACCACAUAUCCAACCACAACUACCACCAUUACCACCACAUAUCCAACCACAACUACGACCACAUCUCCAACUACUACUACAGAGCCAACUACAACCACAUCCCCAACUACCACCACAUCCCAACUACCACCACAUAUCCAACUACCACCACAUCUCCAACUACUACUACAGAGCCAACUACCACCACAUCUCCAACCACAACUACUACUACAGGGCCAACUACCACCACAUCCCCAACCACAACUACCACUACGACUCCAACCACUUCUACCACUACAUUUACAACGACCACCACAUCCCCAACUACCACUAUGACUCCAACUACCACCACAUAUCCAACCACAACUACCACCACAUCUCCAACUACUACUACAGAGCCAACUACGACCACAUCUCCAACCACAACUACCACCACAUCUCCAACUACUAUUACAGGGCCAACUACCACCAAAUCCCCAACUACAACUACCACUACGACUCCAACUACUUCUACCACUACAUUUACAACUACUACUACAGAGCCAACUACCACCACAUCUCCAACUACCACCACAUAUCAAACUACUACUACUGAGCCAACUACUACCACGACUCCAACUACCACCACAUCUCCAACUACAACUACAACUACCACUACGACUCCAACUACCACCACAUAUCCAACUACUACUACUGAGCCAACUACCACCACAUAUCCAACCACAACUACCACCACAUCUCCAACUACUACUACAGAGCCAACUACCAUCACAUCCCCAACUACAACUACCACCACAUCCCCAACUACAACUACAACUACCACUACGACUCCAACUACUUCUACCACUACAUUUACAACUACUACUACAGAGCCAACUACCACCACAUCUCCAACUACCACCACAUAUCCAACCACAACUGCCACCACAUCCUCAACUACUACCACGACUCCAACUACCACCACAUCUCCAACUACAACUACCACUGCGACUCCAACUACCACCACAUAUCCAACUACUACUACUGAGCCAACUACUACCACGACUCCAACUACCACCACAUCUCCAACUACUGCAACGACCCCAACUACCACUACCACCACAUCCCCAACUACAACUACAACUACCACUACGACUCCAACUACUUCUACCACUACAUUUACAACUACUACUACAGAGCCAACUACCACCACAUCUCCAACUACCACCACAUAUCCAACCACAACUGCCACCACAUCCUCAACUACUACCACUGCGACUCCAACUACCACCACAUAUCCAACUACUACUACUGAGCCAACUACUACCACGACUCCAACUACCACCACAUCUCCAACUACUGCAACGACCCCAACUACCACUAGCACCACAUCUCCAACUACAACUACUACCGUGACCCCAACUACAAGUACCACCACAACUCCAACUACCACCACCACCACCACUCCAACUACCACAAGUACAACCACAAUGUCGCCAUCUACUUGCAUUCCAGAAUUCAAAUGUGAGUGGUCAGACUGGUAUGAUGUGCAUGAUCCUACAGAUAAAAGUGACUGGGAAACAUACAAAAACAUCACAGAUACUGGUCUUCAAAUAUGUAACAAUAUUGAAGGUAUUGACUGUAGAGCAGUAAAUUAUCCUGACAAAACAUUUAAUGACUUUGUGGCUGAAACUGGCCAAGUUGUUACUUGUCAAAAGGACAUUGGUUUAAUAUGUAAAGUAGAGGACCAGAUCAGACCCAAAAAGUGUUUUGACUACAAGAUCAAAUUAAAAUGUUGUGAUGUGAUAUGUUCAACCACAACCACGUCUCCUACUACAACUACCACUACAUCUCCAACUACCACUACGACUCCAACUCCAUCUACCACCACAUCUCCAAAUACUACUACAGAGCCAACUACCACCACAUCUCCAACCACAACUACCACCACAUCUCCAACUACUACUACAGAGCCAACUACCACCACAUCUCCAACUACUACAACUACCACCACAUCUCCAACUACUACGACAGGGCCAACUACCACCACAUCCCCAACUACAACUACCACUACGACUCCAACUACUUCUACCACCCCAUCUACAACUACAACUACCACCACAUCUCCAUCUACUACUCCAGAGCCAACUACCACCACAUCUCCAACUACCACCACAUAUCCAACCACAACUACCAUCACAUCUCCAACUACAACUACGGAGCCAACUACCACCACAUCCCCAACUACAACUACAACUACCAUUACGACUCCAACUACUUCUACCACCAUAUCUCCAACUACUACUACAGAGCCAACUACCACCACAUAUCCAACCACAACUGCCACCACAUCCCCAACUACUACCACGACUCCAACUACCACCACAUCUCCAACUACAACUACCACUACGACUCCAACUACCACCACAACUCCAACUACUACUACUGAGCCAACUACUACCACGACUCCAACUACCACCACAUCAGCCAACUACGACCACAUCCUCAACUACAACUACCACUACGACUCCAACUACCACCACAUAUCCAACCACAACUACCACGACAUCUCCAACUACUACAACAGAGCCAACUACUACUAUAGAACCACAUCUCCAACUACUACUACAGAGCCAACUACCACCACAUCUCCAACCACAACUACUACUACAGGGCCAACUACCACCACAUCCCCAACCACAACUACCACUACGACUCCAACCACUUCUACCACUACAUUUACAACGACCACCACAUCCCCAACUACCACUAUGACUCCAACUACCACCACAUAUCCAACCACAACUACCACCACAUCUCCAACUACUACUACAGAGCCAACUACGACCACAUCUCCAACCACAACUACCACCACAUCUCCAACUACUAUUACAGGGCCAACUACCACCAAAUCCCCAACUACAACUACCACUACGACUCCAACUACUUCUACCACUACAUUUACAACUACUACUACAGAGCCAACUACCACCACAUCUCCAACUACCACCACAUAUCAAACUACUACUACUGAGCCAACUACUACCACGACUCCAACUACCACCACAUCUCCAACUACAACUACAACUACCACUACGACUCCAACUACCACCACAUAUCCAACUACUACUACUGAGCCAACUACCACCACAUAUCCAACCACAACUACCACCACAUCUCCAACUACUACUACAGAGCCAACUACCAUCACAUCCCCAACUACAACUACCACCACAUCCCCAACUACAACUACAACUACCACUACGACUCCAACUACUUCUACCACUACAUUUACAACUACUACUACAGAGCCAACUACCACCACAUCUCCAACUACCACCACAUAUCCAACCACAACUGCCACCACAUCCUCAACUACUACCACGACUCCAACUACCACCACAUCUCCAACUACAACUACCACUGCGACUCCAACUACCACCACAUAUCCAACUACUACUACUGAGCCAACUACUACCACGACUCCAACUACCACCACAUCUCCAACUACUGCAACGACCCCAACUACCACUACCACCACAUCCCCAACUACAACUACAACUACCACUACGACUCCAACUACUUCUACCACUACAUUUACAACUACUACUACAGAGCCAACUACCACCACAUCUCCAACUACCACCACAUAUCCAACCACAACUGCCACCACAUCCUCAACUACUACCACUGCGACUCCAACUACCACCACAUAUCCAACUACUACUACUGAGCCAACUACUACCACGACUCCAACUACCACCACAUCUCCAACUACUGCAACGACCCCAACUACCACUAGCACCACAUCUCCAACUACAACUACUACCGUGACCCCAACUACAAGUACCACCACAACUCCAACUACCACCACCACCACCACUCCAACUACCACAAGUACAACCACAAUGUCGCCAUCUACUUGCAUUCCAGAAUUCAAAUGUGAGUGGUCAGACUGGUAUGAUGUGCAUGAUCCUACAGAUAAAAGUGACUGGGAAACAUACAAAAACAUCACAGAUACUGGUCUUCAAAUAUGUAACAAUAUUGAAGGUAUUGACUGUAGAGCAGUAAAUUAUCCUGACAAAACAUUUAAUGACUUUGUGGCUGAAACUGGCCAAGUUGUUACUUGUCAAAAGGACAUUGGUUUAAUAUGUAAAGUAGAGGACCAGAUCAGACCACCAAAAAAGUGUUUUGACUACAAGAUCAAAUUAAAAUGUUGUGAUGUGAUAUGUUCAACCACAACCACGUCUCCUACUACAACUACCACUACAUCUCCAACUACCACUACGACUCCAACUCCAUCUACCACCACAUCUCCAAAUACUACUACAGAGCCAACUACCACCACAUCUCCAACCACAACUACCACCACAUCUCCAACUACUACUACAGAGCCAACUACCACCACAUCUCCAACUACUACAACUACCACCACAUCUCCAACUACUACGACAGGGCCAACUACCACCACAUCCCCAACUACAACUACCACUACGACUCCAACUACUUCUACCACCCCAUCUACAACUACAACUACCACCACAUCUCCAUCUACUACUCCAGAGCCAACUACCACCACAUCUCCAACUACCACCACAUAUCCAACCACAACUACCAUCACAUCUCCAACUACAACUACGGAGCCAACUACCACCACAUCCCCAACUACAACUACAACUACCAUUACGACUCCAACUACUUCUACCACCAUAUCUCCAACUACUACUACAGAGCCAACUACCACCACAUAUCCAACCACAACUGCCACCACAUCCCCAACUACUACCACGACUCCAACUACCACCACAUCUCCAACUACAACUACCACUACGACUCCAACUACCACCACAACUCCAACUACUACUACUGAGCCAACUACUACCACGACUCCAACUACCACCACAUCUCCAACUACAACUACCACUAUGACUCCAACUACCACCACAUAUCCUACCACAACUACCACCACAUCUCCAACAACUUCUACAGAGCCAACUACCACCACAUCCCCAACUACAACUACCACUACGACUCCAACUACCACCAUAUAUCCAACCACAACUACCACCACAUCUCCAACUACUACUACAGAGCCAACUACCACCACAUCCCCAACUACAACUACCACUACGACUCCAACUCCAACUACAACUACCACCACGUCUCCAACCACAACUAACACCACAUCUCCAACUACUACUACAGAGCCAACUACCACCACAUCCCCAACUACAACUACCACUACGACUCCAACUACCACCACAUAUCCAACCACAACUACCACGACAUCUCCAACUACUAAUACAGAGUCAACUACUACUAUAGAGCCAACUACCACCACAUCCCCAACUACAACUACCUCUACAACUCCAACUACUUCUACCACCACAUCUCCAACUACUACUACAGAGCCAACUACCACCACAUCUCCAACCACAACUACCACAACAUCUCCAACUACAACUACCACCACAUCCCCAACUACAACUACCACCACGUCUCCAACCACAACUACCACCACAUCUCCAACUACUACUACAGAGCCAACUACCACCACAUCCCCAACUACAACUACCACUACGACUCCAACUACCACCACAUAUCCAACCACAACUACCACGACAUCUCCAACUUCUACUACAGAGCCAACUACUACUAUAGAGCCAACUACCACCACAUCCCCAACUACAACUACCUCUACGACUCCAACUACUUCUACCACCACAUCUCCAACUACUACUAUAGAGCCAACUACCACCACAUCUCCAACCACAACUACUGCAACAUCUCCAACUACAACUACCACCACAUCCCCAACUACAACUACCACCACAUCUCCAACCACAACUACCACCAAAUCUCCAACUACUACUACAGAGCCAACUACCACCACAUCCCCAACUACUACCACGACUCCAACUACCAGCACAUCCCCAACUACAACUACAACUUCCACUAUGACUCCAACUACCACCACAUAUCCAACCACAUCUACCACCACUUCUCCAACUACUACUACAGAACCAACUACCACCACAUCUCCAACUACCACCACAUAUUCAACCACAACUACCACCACAUCUCCAACUGCUACUACAGGGCCAACUACCACCACAUCCCCAACUACAACUACCACUACGACUAAAACUACCACCACAUAUCUAACCACAACUACCACCACAUCUCCAACUACUACAACAGGGCCAACUACCACCACAUCCCCAACUACAACUACCACUACGACUCCAACCACAACUACCACCACAUCUCCAACUACUACUACAAAGCGAACUACCACCACAUCCCCAACUACAACUACGACUCCAACUACCACCACAUAUCCAACCACAUCUACCACCACAUCUCCAACUACUACUACAGAACCAACUACCACCACAUCUCCAACUACCACCACAUUUUCAACCACAACUACCACCACAUCUCCAACUACUACUACAGGGCCAACUACCACCACAUCCCCAACUACAACUACCACCACAUCUCCAACUACUACAACAGGGCCAACUACCACCACAUCCCCAACUACAACUAUCACUACGACUCCAACCACAACUACCACCACAUCUCCAACUACUACUACAAAGCCAACUACCACCACAUCCCCAACUACUACCACGACUUCAACUACCAGCACAUCCCCAACUACAACUACAACUACCACCACGACUCCAACUACCACCACAUAUCCAACCACAUCUACCACCACUUCUCCAACUACUACUACAGAGCCAACUACCACCACAUCUCCAACUACCACCACAUAUGCAACCACAUCCCCAACUACAACUACCACCACAUCUCCAACCACAACUACCACCACAUCUCCAACUACUACUACAGAGCCAACUACCACCACAUCCCCAACUACUACCACGACUCCAACUACCAGCACAUCCCCAACUACAACUACAACUACCACCACGACUCCAACUACCAACACAUCCCCAACUACAACUACAACUACCACCACGACUCCACCUACCACCACAUAUCCAACCACAUCUACCACCACAUCUCCAACUACUACUACAGAGCCACCUACCACCACAUCUCCAACUACCACCACAUAUCCAACCACAACUACCACCACAUCUCCAACUACUACUACAGGGCCAACUGCUACCACAUCCCCAACUACAACUACCAGUACGACUCCAACUACCACCACAUAUCCAACCACAUCUACCACCACAUCUCCAUCUACUACUACUGAGCCAACUACCACCACAUCCCCAACUCCAACUACCACCACAUCUCCAACUACUACUACAGAGCCAACUACCACCACAUCCUCAACUACUGCCACGACUCCAACUACCACCACAUAUCCAACCACAACUACCACCACAUCUCCAACUACAAUAACCGUGCCAACUGCAACCCCAACCCUGACUUCUUUGACAGUAGCAACACCAACAACAACAAAGAAAGUGGACUGCCCAGACUGGGGUGUUUCACAAAAUGAGACCUUCUAUUUUUGCAACUGCACCAUGGCCAGAUGCAUAGAGAACAACACAAUAGAAAUUAUUCCAUAUGAAUGUCCCCCUCUGCAAAACAUAACUUGCACCAAUGGAAAGGAACCAGUCCUUGUGUAUGAUGAGUACUACUGCUGUCAAUAUUAUACUUGUGACUGUGUAUGUGAAGGGUGGGGAGAUCCACAUUACAUCACAUUUGAUGGACUUUUCUACAGUUAUCAAGGAAACUGCACUUAUGUUUUGAUGAAAGAGAUUUUACCAAUACAUAACUUGGAGAUUUAUAUUGACAAUAUCUUUUGUGAUCCAACUGAAGACGUUUCUUGUCCACGAUCAAUAACAGUGGCAUAUGUAUCACAAGUCAUUACACUCAUUAAUCAUAAUCUUAUUGGAGCUGCACAAUUGGAGGCACUGAAAAAUGGAGAAAGUUUAAACCUACCUUAUUCUCAACAAGGUGUUAAGAUUGUGAAUUCAGGUCUGAACCUGAUUUUAGAGAUUCCUCGACUAAAAGUAGUUAUUACAUUUGGAAUAACUGGCUUCAGCGUAACCCUUCCAUUCCAGUACUUUGGCAAAAACACACAGGGCCAUUGUGGAACAUGCAACAAUAACCAGGCUGAUGACUGCAUGUUGCCUGGAGGUAAGCUGGUGGAAAGCUGUGCAGUGAUGGCUGACUUUUGGCCUGUUGAAGACCCUUACAAACCUAACUGCUCAACACCACCAGCAUUACCUACCAGUGCACCUGAACCACCACCUACCUUAGCUCCAUGCAAACCAGACUCCAUGUGUGACCUGCUUAAAAGCAGUCUCUUUGCAGAGUGCCAUCCGUUUGUCUCUCCAGAAAAUUUCUACAGAGGUUGUGUAUUUGAUAGCUGUCAUGUUUCCAACCCAACAGUGGAGUGCACAAGUUUACAGACUUAUGCUGCAGCCUGUGCUCAGGCUGGAGUUUGCAUUUACUGGAGGAACCACACCAAACUGUGUGCUGGUGAAUGCCCAUCAGGCAAAGUUUACAAGCCUUGUGGUCCUGUAGAACAGCCAACCUGUGAAGACAAUCCCAGUGAACCAACUAUGAACUACACUACUGAGGGCUGCUUUUGUCCUGAUGGAAUGAAACUUUUUAACCAGGAGUCUAGAAUAUGUGUUGAAAAAUGUGGAUGUCUUGAUCCUGAGGGCAUUCCUCGUGAGUUCAAUGAAAGAUUUGAGUACAAAUGCCAGGACUGCAUCUGUGAAGAAUCCACCAAGACUGUGACUUGCAAGCCUAAGGUGUGCCCACCACCAGCCACUACAGACUGCUCUACUCCUGGGUUUGUCCUUGUCAACCAGACCAAUCCAUCCGACCCCUGCUGUUCUAUCUAUGUUUGCCAAUGUCAAGCUAACACCUGCCCAGUCACCAAUAUGAACUGUCCAAUUGGAUAUAAGCCAGUUGUCAGUGUCCCUGUGGGAAAAUGCUGUCCAGAACAUACAUGUGAACCUAAAAGAGUUUGUGUUCACAGAGAAACUGAAUACCAGCCUGGAUCUUCAGUUCCUGUGAUUGCAUGUCAGGAUUGUACCUGUUCCAAUGAGAUGGACCCAAAAUCUGGUCUAUUAAAAAUAAUUUGUGUGUUUCAACAAUGUAAAGAAAGCUGCGAACUGGGAUAUGGAUAUGUGGAAACUGAUUCAGAUGAAUGCUGCGGGAAGUGUGUACAGACACACUGUGUUGUCAACAUUAAUGGAACCAAACAACUUUUGACUCAAGGAGAAACCUGGUCACCACCGGGGAAUAAGUGUGAACAUUACACCUGUGUCAAGAAUGGUGAGACUUUAACAGCAAGUCAUUCACAGACUGUCUGCCCACCAUUCCAAGAGAGCAACUGCCAACCUGAAACAAUUCAAACUGCAGCAAAUGGUUGUUGCAAAAUUUGUGUGGAGAAGGAGAAGGGAUGCAAGUUAAUGUCCAUGAAAACCCAUAUUACAUUCAACGGUUGUCAGUCUGCCCAGGAGGUAGAGAUGCCAUAUUGUGAAGGAUCCUGCAACACUUACACCAUGUACUCUGAAGCAGCAGCAGCUAUGGAACAUUCCUGCUCAUGCUGUAAGGAGAUAAACUUCAGCAAUCGCACUGCUGACCUGAUCUGCCUGAAUGGAGACACGGUCCCCUACACAUACAUGUAUGUGGAGCAGUGUGGGUGUACCAAGACGGACUGCACCAGAGCUGGACAUCAUGUUCGCAGGAAGAGAAGCUUCACACUGCUGUGAUGAAACAGUCCAUCUCUUCACAGAUGUGGCAUACAAUUGUUUCUUCCCAUAUUUUCUUAAAAAUCAUUAUAUAUCUUACAAAGUAAUUCCUAUUGUAGUUUGAGUAUUGAUCUGCUGAUCAAAAUAAAAAAAAUUGCACCUCA